This is a messenger RNA of Pangasianodon hypophthalmus (striped catfish), 4722 nucleotides long. It is a transcript of the gene prdm5, whose product is annotated as PR domain containing 5. Gene Ontology annotation, biological process: regulation of transcription by RNA polymerase II. The record is from RefSeq and is a predicted model, not a curated record. Lineage: Eukaryota; Metazoa; Chordata; Actinopteri; Siluriformes; Pangasiidae. Gene Ontology annotation, molecular function: RNA polymerase II cis-regulatory region sequence-specific DNA binding; protein binding; DNA-binding transcription factor activity, RNA polymerase II-specific. The transcript has 16 exons. Bases 161 to 2053 code for a protein of 630 amino acids.
GGCAAAGCGACAUGGAGGCUCGAGCUGCGCCGAGAUUCUGAGGGAAACAUUGUAGCAGCACCAAAGGAAAGAAAAGAAAAGAAAAAAAGAUACAGCUGUAAUCAUUUUACUCGUGUUCUGUCAGGAAAUUGAACCUUUUCAGGAUUAGUAAGGCAGAGUAAUGACAAUGCUGGGCAUGUACGUGCCAGACAGGUUCGCUCUCAAGUCCUCCAGAGUCCAGGACGGAGUCGGGCUGUACACUGCGAGACGAGUCAAGAAGGGAGAGAAGUUCGGCCCGUUCGCAGGCGAGAAGAGGAUGCCUGGUGAUCUGGACGAGAGCAUGGACCCGAGGCUGAUGUGGGAGGUUCGAGGGAACAGAGGUGACGUGCUCUACAUACUGGAUGCCAGCAACCCUCGACACGCUAACUGGCUGCGCUUCGUGCACCAGGCACCGUCUCAGGAGCAGAAGAACCUGGCUGCCAUCCAGGAUGGGGAGAAUAUCUUUUACCUUGCCAUCGAUGACAUAGAGACCGAUACGGAGCUCCUCAUUGGCUACCUGGACAGUGACAUGGAGGAGGAAGAGGAGGACGAGAUUGUCAAAGAUGAAGAAGAGGACAGCAAAGAAGCCAAAAGUGUCAGCACUCAACCAGAGUCAGCGAUAAAGCAGGAAGAUCACCCGUGUCUGCUGUGUGAGAGCAGUUUCCCCAGUGAGGAGGUUCUGGCUGAACACCUGCAGAGUUUACACCAGAGAGCCAGUGCCGAGGACAAAGAGUUCAAGUGCCGCAACUGUGGCAAAGAGUUCCCCGUUAAACAGGCACUGCAGCGCCACGUUCUCCACUGCACUGAGAGUUCUGCUUCAGCUGGAGAUGCUUCCCGAGUUCACCAGUGUGCUCUCUGUCACUGCUCCUUCAGCUCUGAGUCCAGCUUUGAACAGCACAAGGAAGCCUGUAAAGGAGAAGCCAGGUUUAUCUGUAAGGCCGAGAGCUGCGGGAAGAGAUUCAAGAGCAAAGACGCGCUAAAGAAGCACAAAAGCAACGUUCACACAGGCAGCACUCGGAGGAAGCUCAUAUGCACCAUCUGCAAUAGAAAAUGCUCGUCUUCAGUCAACCUGCAGGAGCACCGCAAGAUCCAUGAGAUAUUCGACUGUCCUGCGUGUGACAAGAAGUUCAUCUCAACCAAUCAGCUGAAGCGCCAUAUGAUCACACAUUCAGAGAAGCGACCCUACACCUGUGAGAUUUGCAACCGCAGCUUCAAGCGCUUGGACCAGGUGACAGCUCAUAAAAUCAUCCACAGCGAGGACAAACCGUACAAGUGCAAGCUGUGCUGGAAAGAAUUCGCUCACCGCAAUGUCUACAAGAACCACAAGAAGACACACUCAGAGGAGAGGCCAUUUCAGUGUGAGGAGUGUAAGGCUCUGUUCCGGACACCGUUCUCCCUCCAGCGGCAUCUCCUCAUCCACAACAGUGAGAGGACGUUCAAGUGCGACCAGUGCGACGCCACGUUUAAGCGCAAGGACACGCUGAACGUACACAUACAGGUGGUACAUGAUGGACAUAAGAAGUACAAGUGUGACCUGUGUGAGAAAGCCUUCGUCACUCCCUCCGUCCUCAAGAGCCACAAGAAGACUCACACCGGAGAGAAGGAGAAGAUCUGUCCGUACUGCGGUCAGAAGUUCGCCAGCAACGGGACCCUGAGAGUGCACAUUCGCAGCCAUACAGGUGAACGCCCUUACCAGUGCCCGUACUGUGACAAGGCCUUCAGCAAGAAUGAUGGGCUGAAGAUGCACAUACGUACACACACUCGGGAGAAGCCGUAUAAAUGCAGCGAGUGCAACAAGGCCUUCAGUCAGAAGCGAGGUCUGGAUGAACACAUGCGCACACACACCGGAGAGAAGCCCUUCCAAUGUGACGUUUGCGACCUGUCGUUCAGUCUGAAGAAGAUGCUGAUCCGCCAUAAGCUCACCCACAACCCCAACCGGCCCAUGGCUGAGUGCUCGCUCUGCCACAAGAAGUUCACCCGCAACGACUACCUCAAAGUGCACAUGGAGAACGUCCACGGAGAGACGGAGGGCUAGAUCCAGGUCACACGCCUCUGGAUACGGACCAUCUCACACAAACACACACACAUUUGUCUUACUAUCCUCGUAAAGACCUCAUAAGUAUUAUUAAUGCAGCCAAUUAACACUAUGCUACACCUAAAUUUGGUCGCUACUAAGAUAUAAAAACGCCUUACACACACAUACACACUCUUUCUCUCUCACACACAUGCUCACAUAUAGUAAAUGGUUAGAAAUUUACACACACACAUAUACACACACUGCAAAAAAUGACAGCAAGUGAAAAUAUCUUGAACAUCUAGUAUAUAGUAAUAUAUGAUUAUUAAACUUAUUUCUAGACAUUCUUUUGUAAUUUCAAGCUUGAAAUGAUCUUGUUCAAUUGACAGAUAGUUUUUUUUAUAUUUUAAACAUUUAUUUAUACCAAAAAGCAAACUUAUCUGCCCGUAAAAUAAGAAAAUUUAAAGCUUGAUAAUAAAUAAUCAUAUAUUUUUUUUUUACUUAUAAUAAUCUCAUAAUAAGAAAUAUUAGGUAAAUGUGCCUAUAUUCAAGAUAUUUUCACUUGCUAAGAGUAAUUUUUUGUAGUGAAUUAUAUAGUAUUGCAUUAUGUCAGUAUUAAAUGGUGUUUUUUUUUUGUUUUUUUUUUAUUAAAUGCAGCCCGAAUCCUCUGGAUUAUUUAUCUGUACUGUGUAGCAUUUACAGGGAGUGACCCCUGUUACAGCGCAGGACAAUCACACAGAUAUUUCAACCAGCGAGCCUCAUUUCAUAUCAGCCGGAAUGAUCGUCCUGCUAGAAAUUAAAAUAUACACAAAUUUCCCAACGAAUGUAGUCACUCAGCCAAAGAUGUUGAAUUCAUUCGCUAGCCCACUGGGCUACAUAUGGCGAGAUAGUUAGCUAGUUAAGUGUUAACUAUCAAAGUGCCUUAGAAGUGUGUUAUUCCUCAAUGAUUUUAAUUUAUGAAUGAACAACAAACUUUUAAUUGUUUAUCGUUAAAAAUAGUUAUGUUACGGAACAUUCACGAGACAAGUUAGCUCCUGUUUACGCUUACGUUAGCUCUCCUUCUGACCAAUCAGAUUCGAGAAUUCAGCUGUGGUUUUGGUGCUGUACAGGGUACAGGACGUUUGCAUCUGGCUUGCGUCUUUAUUUUCUCUCCAUUAGUUUAACCAUAAGCAGGAGGUUUACAUGACAACUUUGCGCCUGACUUUUUUUAAUUUUGCUCAACUUUGUCAGUGCUUCUUCAUACUGAAAAGAUCGUCUGUCAUCCAUGGAUGCUAUUUAAUCCAGCUAGCAAAACCGUUCUACCGUCAGACAGAUUCACAGUCGAUGUGUCUAGUGCAGCAGGUUGUGGGAUUCGGAAACUCACGCUAUAGUCACAGCAUCAAGGUGUUGCUUCAGGGAAGCACCGAGCCUUUUAAAGAAACGUCUCAUAUUUAUACCAGCUGAAAAACUUAUUUUUUUUUUAUCAUUUUUUUUCUAAAGCAUUUAACAGUGAAAGCCAUGGAGGAAAUGUAUUGUCUAUCAAACUCUUGAUAGACAGUGAACAGACAAUCAAAUGUGAACUGUCCUCAUUUAGCUCUUGAUUCGUCCAGCUUCUCAAAGAAGCUCAUAUUCAUUUUGUUGCUGUUACCAGUAUAAUAGUUUCUCCCUGGGUCAGUGAUUCAUACUUGUGAUAGUGAUGUCACUAUUUUUCCCCCUGGACAUGAAUCAUCAAAAACAUAACCCUGCACUCUUCAUGUAAUGUUUAAUUAAGUUUCUUGAGUUUUCCAGCCAAAAAUGCUUCUUUCUAAAAUGUCAGCAAGGAAUAAAACAUUUGCGUGCAUGCUGUUAUAGGAAAACAAUCAACGACUAGGUGGGGUGAUGUGGCCCAACAUGAAGUGAAUUAUUUUAUCUUUUUAUAUUUAACAUCAUUCACAUUUUUUUUGGAAUCAGUGAUUUACUUUCAGUCUAUAAUUUGGAGCAAGGUAGUUUGCCUUCAGAGUGAACUCAUCCAUCAAUAUCAUUCAAAAAAUAAAAAAAUAAAGAAGCAAAUUUCUUCUUCUCAUGGUCUUCAGGAAGAUUGAUGAGCUGUCGAACAUGUGACUUGUUAAAUAUUACUACUCUGAAGUUGAUUACUUUCUAAUAACAGCAUUUAUUCCUCUUACACCAGAGCAAUUUGCCAAAGAUUACAAUUUGGAAUUUAUUAAAGGAAGACACAUAUGUUUUAUCCAUUUAUAGUUACAUUUAAUGGCACAGUGUCAUUGGAAAGGAUGAUGUUUCAUUGCGUCCAUGUUACACCACAUGAUAAUGUUUCUCCACAUUACCUGGUGCAGAAAUAAUGAGAGUAAUGCAAUAAGAAGACUAUUUUGUGUUAUGCAGUAUUUAUGUUAAAUAUGUUACAAGGUACAGAUACAUUCCUUUAUUAAAGUGUCAGUAUUUUUGUAUGUUAUGCUUAUUAUUAUUAUUAUUAUUAUUAUUAUUACGAUUAUAAAGAGAAGAAAGUUUAUUAAUUAUUGUCGUGACCACACAAGGAGCCGGAUGCUGAUUGAUUUCCUGUAUUUGUGGCCAGUUGUAUUUCUGGAGUAUUGAAUGUUAAUGCUCAAGUGUUACACGUAUCAGAUGUUACCAUCUCAGUACCAUUUUGAUUUGUAUUUUCAUUGCCACUUUCUUCAUUCCAUUACCUGUUAUUCAAUAUAAAUAAUAAAACGAAUGCU